AACACCCUCUGUCCUCCUUUCUUCCAGACAAUCAUGGAGCAGUUCAACCCCAGCCUCAGGAACUUCAUUUCUAUGGGGAAGACCUAUGAAAAAGCCUUAGCAAGUAUGACAUAUGCAGCAAAAGGAUACUUCGAUGCUCUGGUGAAGAUGGGGGAGUUGGCCAGUGAGAGCCAAGGAUCCAAGGAGCUGGGAGACGUGCUCUUCCAGAUGGCUGAAGUCCACAGGCAGAUCCAGAACCAGUUGGAGGAAAUGCUGAAGUCCUUCCACAACGAGCUGCUGACACAGCUGGAGCAGAAGGUGGAGCUGGACUCACGCUACCUGAGCGCUGCACUGAAGAAAUACCAAACAGAGCAAAGGAACAAGGGCGACUCACUCGACAAGUGCCAGGCUGAGCUGAAGAAGCUGCGGAAGAAGAGCCAAGGAAGCAAAAACCCCCAGAAGUACUCAGACAAGGAGCUGCAGGUAGGAGCAGGGCGGGGGGAGGGCAGCACCCCUGUGCCCAUCACCCUCCCAGCUGUGUGCUGGGGCUGUAGGAGCAGCCAGGGAGGCACUGGGAUGACGUGGGGAUGUGGCCAUGCCCAAGCUGAGCUUGUGCUGGUGCCGUGCAGGAGGUGUGCUGGUGACUAACCCUGCUAGAUCCAC
This is a messenger RNA of Meleagris gallopavo (turkey), 642 nucleotides long. The record is from RefSeq and is a predicted model, not a curated record. Lineage: Eukaryota; Metazoa; Chordata; Aves; Galliformes; Phasianidae.